Molecule: messenger RNA, 780 nt
Organism: Diatraea saccharalis (sugarcane borer)
Lineage: Eukaryota; Metazoa; Arthropoda; Insecta; Lepidoptera; Crambidae
Source: the annotation of a GenBank genome assembly
AUGAAAGCUCAUUAUCUAGGGAUAUCGAAGUCUUCACCCUUAACAACUAGUUCGUUCACAGAAAAGUUGGACGGAAGCCUGUACAUACCUUUGAUAGGGACAGAUGACGCCGGCCUCUACGAGUGCGGCGUGGAGAAUGAAACGACAUUCUUAGAUAGAAUCAAUUUAACCGUCCGAAGAAAACCUAUAAAAACUAUACCUAUAGAUUUUCUAUCUAUAUUCUCACGCCGUAUCUCUAGACCUUUAAUUUUGAAAUCACUUUUUAUUUGAUUGAACUUCUUUGCUAUUAAAAUGUUUAAUUUGAGUUUGAGGCUGUUAUUAUAAAAGAAUAGCACUACAGGAUGUUUAUCUAGGUUAUACAAUUUCCAAUAAACAAAUAAAGCAGUUAUACAUCAUCCCCUUCUCAAAGCUACAAAACUUAUAGAAGAUAUGAAUUUAUUCGCAGCCGAGCCUCCUCCCCUAGUGAACGUGACGGUGCAUGCGUCCACUAUCCUCGCGUUGAUCCUGUGGAACGUGGCGGGUGAUGGUGGACAUCCCAUUAUAGACUUCACGGCGCAGUACCGCUCCGCCGCACCGGUCAACGGCUCCUUGGAACCGUGGCGCCCGAUCAGUCCCAACCACAUCAGUCCUAACUCGGGGUCCGAGUCGUUCGACACGCGCACGUGGGUGGCGGCCGUGUGCGUGGUGAUGGGCACGCUGCUCGUGCUCGCGGCCGGCACGUGCGCGGUGCUCUGUCGCGAGUGGCGUCGGCCCGGUGAGAACACGCCGCCUCACAUCUAG